CAGGCGGGGUCCCUGGAAGCUACCUCCCUGCCUUCACUGAGGCAUAAAGCAGCCUGUCCUGACUAGGUACAGCCACUCAACCUACAGACUGAGUGAGCCCUGGACCCUCACCUGACUGUCUUGGCCUGUGCACCCCAGACCCAGCUGCCGGACAGGACCCAGCAUCACUCCCUGAGACAAUGACCGUGUUUGAAAAUGUUACCCGGGCCCUGGCCAGACAGCUAAACCCUCGAGGGGACCUUAUACCCCUUGAUAGCCUCAUUGACUUCAAGCGCUUCCAUCCCUUCUGCCUGGUGCUGAGGAAAAGGAAGGGCACGCUUUUCUGGGGUGCCCGCUAUGUCCACACUGACUACACCCUUCUGGACGUGCUUGAGCCCGGCAGCUCACCUGCAGAGCCAACAGAUAGUGGGAACUUUGGCUUUAAGAAUAUGCUGGGCGCCCGAGUGGAGGGAAAGGUGGAUAUGCCAAAGACGGUAAAGGUGACAGGUACUGCAGGGCUCUCCCAGAACAGCACCCUGGAGGUUCAGACACUCAGUGUGGCACCCAAGGCCCUGGAGAGCUUGCAAGAGGAGAGGAAGCUGGCAGAAGACCACCCGUUCCUGAAGGAGAUGCGAGAUCGAGGAGAGAACCUGUACGUGGUGAUGGAGGUUGUGGAGACCAUGCAGGAGGUCACUCUGGAGAGAGCCGGCAAGGCGGAGGGGUGCUUCUCCCUUCCGUUCUUUGCCCCGUUGGGGCUACAGGGAUCCGUAAACCACAAGGAAGCUGUCACCAUCCCCAAGGGCUGCAUCCUGGCUUUCCGAGUGAGACAACUGAUGGUCAGAGGCAAAGAUGAGUGGGGUGAGCAAGACUGGCAUCAUAUUCCACACAUCUGCAAUGAUAACAUGCAAACCUUCCCUCCUGGGGAUAUCCAAGCAUCUGAUGUUGGGGAGGCACACGAGGACUUCAAGGCACUAAAAGAAGAGGUUCAAAGAGAGACCCAAGAAGUAAAGAAGCUGAGCCAAGUAGGGCAAAGCUCUCUGCUCAGCUCCCUCAGCAAACUUCUAGGGAAUAAAAAGGAGCUCCAAGAUCUUGAGCUCACGCUUGAAGGGGCUCUAGACAAGGGACAUGAAGUGACCCUGGAGGCACUCCCAAAAGAUGUCCAGCUAUCAAAGGAGGCUAUGGGAGCUGUCCUCUAUUUCCUUGGAGCCCUAACAGAACUAAGUGAAGCCCAACAGAAGCUACUGGUAAAAUCCAUGGAGAAAAAGAUCCUGCCCGUGCAGCUAAAGCUGGUGGAGAGCACAAUGGAACAGAAUUUCCUGCAGGAUAAAGAGGGUGUCUUCCCCCUGCAACCUGAUCUGCUCUCCUCCCUUGGGGAAGAGGAACUGACCCUCACCGAGGCCCUAGUAGGUCUGAGUGGCCUGGAAGUGCAGAGAUCUGCCCCCCAGUAUACCUGGGACCCAGACACCCUCCCACACCUCUGUGCCCUUUACGCUGGCCUCUCCCUCCUGCAGCUGCUGACCAAAGGCUCCUAACUUGCUUCGCCUCCUGUUUCCUGCUUCCCAAGCGCCUUCCAUACCUCAGUGCACUGUGUCUUUAACACCCAACGGUGUUUCAGAACCACCAGGCUGAGGAUGAUGGAAACCCUAGCUGAUCACCUAAGAUAACCAAUUUCCACCUGCCCAACCACAUAUACCUCCAGCUCUGCAAGUCCUCCUGAUCAUCUGCUGAUACUUAAAUCCUCUAGAGGUUCUCUAACAAGAACAACCCCAGAAAGAUAAAUUAAUUUCCUUCCUCAACUUCUCCCACUUGUACUUCCAAAAACCAAGUUUUACCAGAAUUAAUGGAAAAUACUAUGUCACUUUGAAUGUCUUUGGUGUUUUCCUUUAAAGAAUCUAACAUAAAGGAAAAAAAUAGGCAUUAUGAUACUAUACAAAGAUCCUGUGUACAUGAAUACUACUAUGCUGUCCUCAGGCCACCUGGAAAAUGCUAGAAGAACUAUGAGAGUGUAGAAUCCAUACUCUAAAUUCUAAAGUGAGAAGAUCAUCAAAGAACUUGUCUUCGAAGAGGAGCCUCUGGGCCUGAACUGAAGUUUUAGGAAAGGGAAAGACCAAGAAAUACAUGGCACAAGCCCCAAACAAGAAUAAGACAACUUU
This is a messenger RNA of Loxodonta africana (African savanna elephant), 2132 nucleotides long. It is a transcript of the gene GSDMA, whose product is annotated as gasdermin A. Gene Ontology annotation, molecular function: phosphatidylserine binding; phosphatidylinositol-4-phosphate binding; phosphatidylinositol-4,5-bisphosphate binding. The record is from RefSeq and is a predicted model, not a curated record. Gene Ontology annotation, biological process: defense response to bacterium; pyroptotic inflammatory response. The transcript is spliced from 11 exons. Lineage: Eukaryota; Metazoa; Chordata; Mammalia; Proboscidea; Elephantidae. Bases 180 to 1511 code for a protein of 443 amino acids.